Messenger RNA from Trametes versicolor FP-101664 SS1, 693 nucleotides. Its product is annotated as HSPC177. The record is from RefSeq and is a predicted model, not a curated record. The coding region runs from base 1 to 693 and encodes 230 amino acids. Gene Ontology annotation, cellular component: multivesicular body. Gene Ontology annotation, biological process: vesicle budding from membrane; late endosome to vacuole transport via multivesicular body sorting pathway. The transcript is spliced from 5 exons. NCBI's taxonomy places the organism in Eukaryota, Fungi, Basidiomycota, Agaricomycetes, Polyporales, Polyporaceae.
AUGAACCGCAUCUUUGGAUCCUCCUCGUCCAAGAAGCCCAGACCCACACUUCAGGAUGCCAUCUCUUCGACGGACACUAGGAUAGGCUCCAUCGAGGUGAAGAUCAAGAAGCUCGACGGAGAGCUCGCGCGGUACAAGGAGCAGAUGGCGCGCCUGCGGAACGGCCCUGGCAAGAACGCGAUCCAAGAGCGCGCGCUGCGAACGCUCCGCCAGAAGCGCAUGUACGAGGCGCAACUCGCACAACUGACGCAACAGACCUUCAACAUGGAGAGCGCGGCGCUCGCGACGGAGAACCUGCGGAACACGAUGGCGACCGUCGACGCGAUGCAGCUCGCGAACAAGGAGAUGCGCAAGCAGUACGGCAAGAUCGACAUUGACAAGAUCGAGAACAUUCACUAUGAUAUGGAGGACCUGCUGGAGCAGGCGAACGAGAUCCAGGAGACGCUGGGGCGGUCAUACGCCGUGCCGGAUGAGAUCGACGAGGCGGAUUUGCAAGCGGGUGAGUGGUUUUGUCUGGACGUAGAGGAGAAUGGCCCGUCGUAUCUAGACGACCUGAACAAGGUCCCGGACUUCGUGGACGAGGCACCGGUGGAGUUGCCAGAGGUACGUUCCAUGCUUGUACCAACGCCCGCAUGCUGUUCACGAACUAUGCAGGUGCCGGAGCAGAAGGAGGCGGUCAAGACGUCGGCCUAA